AUGCCUUAUGUAUUAUCGCAAGAUAACGAUGAACAAGACCGUUUGGUUGCACAGCAUUAUCUUUUACGAACUGCCUUUGGAUCUGACUUCAAGUCACCUGUCAAAUCCCAACUUCAGAAAGGAAUAAUCGUGUUAGACAUUGGCUGUGGUCCAGGCACCUGGACCAUGGAAAUGAGCACUGCUUUUCCUAAAUCCACUUUCAUCGGUGUUGACCAGCACGCCUAUUUUCCAAAAGAUAUCAAGCCUCGCAAUUGCCAUUUCCGGACAUGUGCAUCACUCGCCAAACUUUUAGUAUUACCUUUCCCCGAUAACAGUAUUGACUACAUAUAUCAGCGUGACAUGAAUUGGGCUUUGAUGGGUCAAACAUGGCAGCCCCUUUUAUUGGAAUGCUUGCGUGUCUUGAAGCCAGGCGGUUGGAUAGAAUUCGUUGAACCCGAUCUUGAAACUCAAAAUAGUCUUGAAAGUGAAUACCUCAUGAACGAUCAAUUGAUCACGGGCUUAACAUUGCGUCAACAAGACCCUUAUGCCGCUCAUCGAUUGCCCACAAUGCUUGCGAUCAAUGGCUUUUGUCACGUUGAAGAUUUUGGUGAAAGUUUGCCCUUGGGCUGGGGCUUUUCGCACAGUGCACCUGCUUCCAAGACAAACACAUCGGAAAAGUGUACGAAGCAACAAAAAGGAAGCACUACUUGUUCUGAAUUUGCACGUGCUGUGUCGAGUCAAUAUCUCUUCUUCUUAAAGUCCUUAAAACCCUGGUUAUCAACGGUUAUGAACCUUGGUUCCGAUGAAUACGACAAUCACAUCAAUAGCCUGCCCGAAGAAUGGAAGCGUGCCAAGACAUAUAUCAAUUGGCAUACCAUCAUCGCUCAGAAACCUUACAUGUAA
Molecule: messenger RNA, 882 nt
Organism: Mycotypha africana
Lineage: Eukaryota; Fungi; Mucoromycota; Mucoromycetes; Mucorales; Mycotyphaceae
Product: S-adenosyl-L-methionine-dependent methyltransferase
Exons: 4
Coding region: 1-882 (293 amino acids)
Molecular function (GO): methyltransferase activity
Source: RefSeq, a predicted model, not a curated record